Messenger RNA from Phycodurus eques (leafy seadragon), 1996 nucleotides. RefSeq names its product alkylglycerol monooxygenase (gene agmo). Gene Ontology annotation, molecular function: iron ion binding; oxidoreductase activity. Gene Ontology annotation, cellular component: endoplasmic reticulum. Lineage: Eukaryota; Metazoa; Chordata; Actinopteri; Syngnathiformes; Syngnathidae. The transcript has 13 exons. The record is from RefSeq and is a predicted model, not a curated record. Gene Ontology annotation, biological process: lipid biosynthetic process. Bases 72 to 1397 code for a protein of 441 amino acids.
AGUGAAACCCUCGUCCGUCCUUCUUCUUCUUCUUCUCCUUCUGGUUGUUGUUACCUGGGCAGGUGGAUAUCAUGGCGGACGGGCCGGUACCGCCGAGGAUCCGAGCAAUGUUGUACUUGCUCACGCCGAACGAGUCGUCCUUCGAGCGGCUGGAAGAGGUCCCCGAGUACGUCCAUCAGGCCAACCCUUUGUUCCUGGGCCUGGUGGUCCUGGAGAUGCUGCUGGGCUCGCUGAUGUCGGGGGCAAAACUUUGCAACGUCGCUGACGCCAUCAUCUCCGUGUCCUUAGGGAUGACCUCGCGACUCCCGCUGCUGCUGAUGCGAGGUCUGGAGCUGUCGGCCUACGUGUACGUGUGGGAGAACUUCCGCCUUCUGGAGCUGCCCUGGGACUCGCCCUGGACCUGGUGGCUCUCCUUCCUGGCCGUGGACUUGUGCUACUACUGGUUCCACCGCUGCGCUCACGAGGUAGCCAUACUUUGGGCGGCCCACCAGGUGCACCACAGUUCCGAGUACUACAACUUCAGCACGGCCCUGCGGCAGCCGCUCACCCAGCAGCUGACGUCGUGGAUCUUCUACGUGCCCAUGGCCUUGGCCGUGCCACCAUCUGCCUUCGCUGUCCACAUCCAACUCAAUCUUCUCUUCCAGUUCUGGCUGCACACGGAGGUAAUCCGAGACUUGGGACCUCUAGAAUGGAUCUUCAACACUCCCAAGCAUCACAGAGUUCACCACGGAAGGAACGAAUACUGCAUUGACAAGAACUACGGCGGGAUUCUGAUCAUAUGGGAUCGAUUGUUUGGUACAUUCACUGAAGAGAAGGAGAAGGUGGUGUAUGGCUUGGUCUUCCCCAACAACUCCUUUGAAAUCAUGUCAAGUCAGUUCCACUACUAUUUGUCCUUGUGGAGAAGAUCAACCACCUACUCGAGCCACACCGACAAAGUGUCCACUUUUGUCAAUGGUCCCAGCUGGAGGCCCGGAACUCCUCGGCUGGGCAACCAUGAUCAUGUUCCCAAGGUGACUGGUGAGGAGAAGCCUCACGAUCCCAGCUGCUCGCUGCCAUUACAAGUUUACGUAGUGACACAUUUCCUGCUGGUGCUGUACACGUACCACGAGCUCUUCGAAAACCAGGCGACGCUGACCCAGUUGACCUUACUGGGGAUGACCGGCUACAUCCUACUCACGCUCACCUCCCUGGGCUUCAUCAUCGACUCCAGGCCGGCGGCGGCCAUUUUAGAGUUGCUGCGCUGCAUGGCCAUGGUGAUGUUGCUGCAGUACAGCCACCUCAGGGCCCCCAACUCUGCUCUGACUGUGCCCACCCAGGCCUUGGUGUCCCUCAGUGUGCUGUACUGGGCUCUGCAGAGUUUCUCCCAGCUGUUCUCCAUCAAGCCGAAGUCGCACUGAGACCUGGACUGCGGGCCGCGUCGCCUUACCCCUGAGCUCAGCGGGCCGACAUGCGCUUAUCGACAUUUCAUCUUUUGCUUUUCGUCAUUUUUGUGUGUGCAUUUUAAAAUCUGACAAUGGCUGAUUAACUAAUACUGUAAGCUACCGUAUAUUAAUUUGAAAUGUGAAUGUUCCACAGCACAUGGCGCUGUUUGCUUCCUCGUCCGCAGUUGUCACGUCAGACAGACUUUUGUUUGCCUUGCUCUUCUUUUAGAGGGGUUUAAUAUACUGGGAUAUCCCUUAUUCUAAUCGUACUCUAACCUUAACUACUGUGUCUGCUGUGGAUUUGGUCACUCUCUGUAGCCCUAACCUUAAAGUUGACUCUGGUUGAAAGGAUAGGAUGGACUGGCCUAAUUGGGAUUUUAACCUUUACCUGUUGGGUACCUGUUUGCCCAUCUGUUUGGCCCUGGCCUGUGACCCUCUACCGCCCUCUGCUGGUAGUUUAUUUUUUAUCGCGUUUUCUGGUGUGGGACUGAUCCUGGAAUGGAUUUGAAUAUUUUUACAUAUGUGCUUGAGAAAAAAUACAAUUAUUUUGGCACAAAUGUGGUUUUGUACUAAUG